AACAAACGACUUUUAUUUUGAAAACCUGUGCGUAUAGCCGCCAUCUUGGGUAUUUCUCGAAGGUAGCAAUGUUCACAUUGAUGCAUAUGAUACAGUAAACCAGGCGGAGGGAUCGAUUAAAAGAUCAAAACUGGAAGUGUCUGGUGUUAAACUAACUGUGCCUGUGGUCCUGUUGAUAGGAAGGGCUCAGCAGUGCCUGGGUGCCCAGGGAGCCACUGCCUGAGUCCCUAGAGGUAGACACCAGACAUCCACAGGACAUGAGCGCCGCCAAAGGAGGCCUGGUCAUCUUCACGGCCAACUCCAACCCCUCCAGCAGAGAGCUGGGCAGGAGGAUAGCCGAGCGUUUGGGUGUGGAGCUUGGGAAGGUGCAGGUCUAUCAGGAGGCUAACAGAGAAACACGGGUCCAAAUCGAAGAGUCUGUGCGCAGCAAAGAUGUUUUCAUCAUUCAGACCGUGUCCAAGGAUGUUAACACCACCAUCAUGGAGCUGCUCAUUAUGGUGUAUGCCUGCAGGACGUCCUGUGCUCGGAAUAUUAUCGGCGUCAUUCCCUAUUUCCCUUACAGCAAACAGUGCAAAAUGAGGAAGAGAGGCUCCAUCGUCUCUAAACUACUUGCCUCAAUGAUGUGUAAAGCAGGUCUGACUCAUCUCAUUACUAUGGAUUUGCAUCAAAAGGAAAUCCAGGGUUUCUUCAACAUUCCAGUGGACAAUCUCCGGGCCUCACCGUUCCUGCUACAGUACAUACAAGAAGAAAUUCCUGACUACAGAAAUGCUGUAAUUGUGGCCAAAUCUCCAGCAUCAGCCAAAAGGGCCCAGUCAUUUGCUGAAAGAUUGCGGCUGGGCAUCGCUGUGAUCCACGGUGAAGCCCAGGAUGCCGAAUCGGACCUGGUGGAUGGACGUCAUUCCCCACCCACUGUCAAAAACAUUGGCGCCAUCCACCCAAGCCUAGAGAUACCAUUGCUGAUUCCCAAAGAAAAACCACCAAUAACUGUAGUGGGAGAUGUAGGUGGACGAAUUGCUAUCAUAGUGGAUGACAUCAUUGACGAUGUCGACAGUUUUCUAGCAGCAGCCGAAACUCUAAAAGAAAGAGGCGCCUACAAGAUCUUUGUCAUGGCCACUCAUGGAAUCCUCUCCUCAGAUGCCCCUCAGCUAAUAGAGGAGUCCGCCAUAGAUGAGGUAGUUGUCACCAACACCAUUCCACACGAGAUCCAAAAACUCCAGUGUCCCAAGAUCAAGACAGUGGAUAUCAGCAUGAUCCUGUCAGAAGCCAUUCGCCGCAUCCACAAUGGAGAAUCCAUGUCUUACCUUUUCCGUAAUAUAGGCAUGGAUGAUUAGCAGGAUUAUGUACAGUCAGUCUUAACAUGUGCACAGAGGUCAAGACUUAUUUCUCUCCCUAUUGCCUGUAACAUUAACUGUUUUUCCUCUGACUCGCUCAUCAUAACUGCUUCACCUCGUUGUAUAUGUAAUAUUUUGAAAUAAUAAUUGUACGUUCAAAGAACCAGGAUGUUCUGUGACGCUACAUGAUUUCAGUGUCCUAAAAUGCUGAUGUCAACACGUUCAGAGGUUUGAAGUGCAGGAAUACUCCACCUCUUGAUCUAAAAUGUUGGCACUUUUAUACGAUUUUGAAGUACUAGAAUUAAAGGGAGGUCCACUGGAUGUUAAAAUUACCUCUUCAUUUCUUUUAGCCAUAGAUCUUCUGUUUUCGCUUCCUUUUUUAAAAAAUAAAUGAAGAAUGGGCAACUCCACUAUGUGGCCAACAAUUACAAAAUGUUACCAUAUAUGAAAUCUAUGCUGUGACAUAUCAGUGUCAGUGCCUCUUGAUUUGUGUAAUUAUUGUGCCACUAGUAGUUUUUGUGUAUCCGUCUGGUAAUGCUAGGCUAGGUACUGCUGAUGUUGAUUUCGAGAAUUAUUUCAUACAUGGCAAAGGUACAUUCAUAGACCUCAAUAUAGCCCUUAAGAUCGAAACUAAUGUACUUGAUUGAAUGUUCCCCCCCCCCCACUAGAUUCUUCUACUAACACUUUAACAGAGAGCCUAUUUGUUUUGAAGCAUCUUUGCCUCAUAAAUGUUUGGUCAUUGCGGCCAUAAUUUCUGAAUAUAUUGCCUGUAAGAACUUGACUUCUCAUCUUCAAAUGAAAUGCAGGGUUUUUGUUAUGUAACUAAUAUUUCAGGCUUUUGUAUUUAUUCACAGCACUUGAUGACAAUGAAUAAACAACUUAAAGACUA
Megalobrama amblycephala (Wuchang bream) is the source of this 2220-nucleotide messenger RNA. RefSeq names its product phosphoribosyl pyrophosphate synthetase-associated protein 2 (gene prpsap2). Gene Ontology annotation, molecular function: magnesium ion binding; ribose phosphate diphosphokinase activity. The record is from RefSeq and is a predicted model, not a curated record. NCBI's taxonomy places the organism in Eukaryota, Metazoa, Chordata, Actinopteri, Cypriniformes, Xenocyprididae. Gene Ontology annotation, cellular component: cytoplasm; ribose phosphate diphosphokinase complex. The transcript has 11 exons. Bases 258 to 1331 code for a protein of 357 amino acids. Gene Ontology annotation, biological process: 5-phosphoribose 1-diphosphate biosynthetic process; purine nucleotide biosynthetic process.